This is a messenger RNA of Gloeophyllum trabeum ATCC 11539, 981 nucleotides long. RefSeq lists its product as uncharacterized. Gene Ontology annotation, molecular function: amino acid transmembrane transporter activity. Lineage: Eukaryota; Fungi; Basidiomycota; Agaricomycetes; Gloeophyllales; Gloeophyllaceae. The record is from RefSeq and is a predicted model, not a curated record. The transcript has 10 exons. Gene Ontology annotation, biological process: amino acid transmembrane transport. Bases 1 to 981 code for a protein of 326 amino acids. Gene Ontology annotation, cellular component: vacuolar membrane.
AUGCCCUCAACAUCCCAGAUUCAAUAUGUACAGGCGCAGGAGAAGCCCGGUGGUAUAGAAGGCAAGCAGUCCGGAUCCAGCAAUAUAGUGACCGACGAUGUCUUCGGUGAUGAAGAAGGGCACCAAAUACGCUACAAGACCCUCAGCUGGCAGGUCGUGAGCCUGCUGAUGAUCGCUGAGAUAGUCAGCAAUGGGAUGCUCUCACUACCGAGUGCUUUGGCGGUUGUUGGUAUUGUUCCAGCGGUUAUUUUGAUCAUAUUUCUUGGAGUGUUUGCCUUGUUCACGGCCAAACUCUUGAUUGACUUCAAACUGAAUCAUCCGGACGUCCAUAACAUGGGAGAUGCCGGUUACAUUUUGUUCGGUCCGGUAGGACGGGAGAUCCUGUCUAUUGGGACCAUUCUAUUCGCCAUAUGUGCAUGUGGCUCCGAAUUAUUGUCAGGCCAACAAGCAUUGUCCACGUUGUCGAAUCAGGGCCUAUGCACGAUGUAUCUGCUCCUGAUCUUUGCCAUCGCUACGUAUUUGUUUGCAGUUCCUCGCACAUUGGGAGUUAUCGGGAUGGCGGGAGCCGGCGCAAACCCUGUUCCAGGCCGUGUUAUUAACGCGACGAUCUCUGGCACCUUCUAUGAGGCGUUCCUUGCUAUCACAAACCCUGUCUUUUCGUAUGCUGGACAUUUCAUGUUCUUCAUGCUGAUGUCCGAGAUGCGCCGUCCUCAAGAUGCUAUGAAGGCCGCUUGGUGCCUGCAAGGCUUUGCCACGCUAUUUUAUGUCGUCUUCAGCGUGGUUAUGUAUAUCUACAUCGGCAACACCGUACAGUCUCCCGCUUUCUUCUCUUUAUCACCCCGAUGGGCGAAGGCAGCCUUUGGCAUUGCUCUGGGUAAUUUUCUGAUGUAUGUCGACCUGCUGUUUCUGAUACAACCGCUUAUGUCUAUUGCUGAAGCUCUGGCGCUCUGUACACCCACACCGCAGCCAAGCUUAUCAUGA